Lasiosphaeria miniovina is the source of this 1638-nucleotide messenger RNA. RefSeq lists its product as uncharacterized. The record is from RefSeq and is a predicted model, not a curated record. The transcript has 3 exons. NCBI's taxonomy places the organism in Eukaryota, Fungi, Ascomycota, Sordariomycetes, Sordariales, Lasiosphaeriaceae. Gene Ontology annotation, cellular component: membrane; endosome. Gene Ontology annotation, biological process: protein K63-linked deubiquitination. Gene Ontology annotation, molecular function: metal-dependent deubiquitinase activity; protein binding; K63-linked deubiquitinase activity. The coding region runs from base 1 to 1638 and encodes 545 amino acids.
AUGGACUACGCAUUCCCGGACGAGGUUCGGCCCAUGAGUGUUAGGGAACUAACUGAAAAGGCGAAGGAAUAUGAAUGGAAUCCUAGGAUCGGCUUCAAAUUCUGGGCACGUGCUGCCGAGACAAUCCAUCACGAGGGUCAAGUCUAUCUACACGAGGGCAAUCUCGCCCAAGCAUACCUAGUCCUUCUCCGAUACUCCAUCCUCGUUCUCGAACACCUAGGCAGCCACCCCGAGGCGAAAGCUCCCGAUUCACGCAAGGCCCUCAAGCCCCUACAAAGGCGAAUCCCCGCCAUCAUCGAGAUUCUCGAGACUUUACGGCCGCAGUUAGACGAAUCUUACGACCAGUACCUGAAGCUCAUCGCGGCCCGCCAGGCCCGCAGGGAUGUUGCAAGGGAGUCCCAACGGAUAUCUUCAUCCCCUACCUCCAGGCACGCGGCCAACGACGCUGCACUAUCGUGGAACCACGCAUCACAGGCUCGAAUUCUGGACGUGAGGGACCACCAAGAUCUCGCGGUAGAUCUGGCGAAGAAAGAACUAUACCGACGUCGACGCCACGCAGAGGGGGCCGAGGGCGAUGAAUACAAACGCCGGGACGCGGGCUUCUGGGAAGGUUGGAAUCGCAAUGCCCUGAAACCCGAUCCUGAGACUAGGCCCAUUGAUGACGAUGACCUCCAAAGACAAAUGGAAGCAACCAGGCGUCAUCUGGACCACUCCGAUGAUCUACGGGCCUCUGAAUCUCAAGAUGGAGCUCUCGAAAGCACGCCCUCCGCUUCAUACUCCUACCCUUCUAUCAACAAAUCCAUCUCAUUCAGAUACGUUUCCCCAUCUCCGCCUUCGCGCACGGAGGAGUACAGCGUACAACCACCGCGGCCGCCAAAGGAGUUUAUCGAUUUCCCCGAAAACGAGCCUCUCCGGCCCCGGCCUCCGCCGCCCCGUCCAGACAAGGACCCCUUAGCAUAUAGCUCGCCGUUCGAGGCAAGCAGUCCCAGAACAGAGGUCGGCCCCGCCUUGCCCCCCAAACUUUCCCAGACCACGAAGCAGGAGCGAGUCACCUUCAGGCCUGCUGCGUACCUCGAAAACGGCGAACCCAUCCGGCCAGUCUUCCUCCCUAGCACGCUCCGCGACGCAUUCAUGAAAGUUGCCGCCGACAACACGCACAAAGGCUUGGAGAUGUGCGGCAUUCUAUGCGGCACGCCCGUUAACAACGCGCUCUUCAUUUCGUGUCUGCUCAUCCCCGAACAAAAGUGCACGUCGGACACGUGCGAAACGGAGAACGAGAACGCAAUUAUCGAGUAUUGCAUGAGCAGGGAUCUUAUUGUCAUCGGCUGGAUCCACACUCACCCCACGCAGACCUGUUUCAUGAGCUCGCGAGACUUGCACACCCAAGCUGGAUACCAGGUCAUGAUGGCGGAAAGCAUUGCCAUUGUCUGCGCGCCGCGGCACACACCUUCAUGGGGAAUUUUCCGACUUACGAAGCCCCCUGGUCUCCCGCAUAUCCUGCAAUGCACGCACAAUGACACUUUUCACCAGCACUCGAUUGACAACAUCUACACGGACGCAGGUCACCCCGGUGGCCAUGUAUACGAGUCCUCCAAUCUGGAUUUCGAGUUGCAUGACCUACGGCCGACGAAGCACUAG